Gastrolobium bilobum is the source of this 1076-nucleotide messenger RNA. Its product is annotated as small ribosomal subunit protein eS1-like. The transcript has 6 exons. NCBI's taxonomy places the organism in Eukaryota, Viridiplantae, Streptophyta, Magnoliopsida, Fabales, Fabaceae. The record is from RefSeq and is a predicted model, not a curated record. The coding region runs from base 94 to 879 and encodes 261 amino acids. Gene Ontology annotation, biological process: translation. Gene Ontology annotation, cellular component: cytosol; ribosome. Gene Ontology annotation, molecular function: structural constituent of ribosome.
UAUAAUAGAGAAGGUACUGACAGUAACACAAACAGAGGAAAUUAGGGUUUCGUUUUGCACUUGCGGCCGUCUUCAGCAGGUUGAAGAAGAGACAUGGCGGUCGGCAAGAACAAGAGGAUCUCGAAGGGCAAGAAGGGUGGCAAGAAGAAGGCUGCCGAUCCUUUUUCCAAAAAGGACUGGUAUGAGAUAAAAGCACCUUCUCUCUUCCAAGUCAAGAACGUGGGCAAGACCCUCGUCACACGUACUCAGGGAACUAAGAUUGCUUCUGAAGGAUUAAAACACCGAGUGUUUGAGGUCUCAUUGGCUGAUCUUCAAGGGGAUGAAGAUCAUUCCUUUAAGAAAAUUCGGUUGAGAGCUGAAGAUGUCCAGGGCAAAAAUGUCCUGACCAAUUUCUGGGGAAUGGACUUCACUACGGACAAGUUGAGAUCAUUGGUGCGGAAGUGGCAAACUUUAAUUGAAGCUCAUGUAGAUGUCAAAACCACAGAUGGUUAUACAUUGCGGAUGUUUUGCAUUGGAUUUACCAAGAGGCGUAGUAACCAGGUUAAGAGGACCUGUUAUGCCCAAUCAAGCCAGAUUAGACAGAUCCGUAGGAAAAUGAGGGAGAUAAUGACCAACCAGGCAACAUCCUGUGAUCUGAAAGAGUUGGUUCGUAAGUUCUUCCCUGAGUCGAUUGGGAAAGAGAUCGAAAAGGCCACAAGUUCAAUUUACCCGUUACAAAAUGUGUUCAUUCGAAAAGUUAAGAUCCUCAAAGCUCCUAAGUUUGAUCUUGGCAAACUAAUGGAGGUCCAUGGUGACAUUGCUGAAGAUAUUGGUACAAAGGUGGACAGACCGGCGGAUGAAACAAUGGCCGAGGCAGCCACUGAAGUUGUUGGAGCUUGAUCCAAUUCAUUAUGCAUCUUUGUUUGUUAUUUUGUAUUACCGUUGUUUUUUAUUUAUCAGUUUUGUUGACAUUGAGAAACAGAAUUUUGCUUGGAAUCUAAAAUUGGAUUUUUGCUUUGUCUAUUUUAAAGUAUUAGCACAAUCCAAGAAGAACGUCGUGAAGACCCGACAUAUUCUUGUCUUGUUGGCCUGUUGCA